GGCUCAGAAGGCGCACAGGUGUGGGGCUGAGGCGCUGAGGCGGCGGUGGACGCUGGCGUCGUCUGCCCAAGUAGACCAGGCCCAGGGGUUCUAGGAAGGUCCGGCAGCUUUGCUUACUUGCUUAAAUUUCUUCGGAAGCCCCCAAAUCAGUACUCACAGUACUUUCAAGGUCAUGCAAGAACAGACACAGACCAGCAAAAAAUUCAAGUCACCUGAGGCACAGGUUCCCAACUGAAGUGCAACAAGAUAAUUCUUUGCCUUCUUGUUUCAAUUAUAUUGUCAGAUAUAAGUGAAAUUUAGGCAGUCCCUGGCUCUCAGAAAAUCAUGCCUGGAUGACCAGAAAAAGAUGAACCGUGCUCCUAUCUGAGCAGUUCGUACAGGAAGCAGAGACUCAUCAUUGAGGAAAUCAGGGCUUCUCUGGGGAAGGUUCCAGAAAAAUGGGCUUGCUGAAUCAGAAAGAAUGAAUACUUUCUUGUUCAGUUGCCAAGUCACAUCUGACUCUCUGCAACCCAAUGGACUGCUGCAUUCCAGGCUUCCCUACUCUUCACUAAGUCCCAGGAUUUGCUCAAACUCAUGUUCAUUGAGUCAAUGAUGCCAUCCGACCAUCUUGUCCUCUAUCCCUGCUUCUCCUCCUGCCCUCAGUCUUUCCCAGCAUCAGGGUCUUUUCCAGUGAGUCUGCUCUUUGCAUCAGGUGGCCAAAGUAUUGGAGCUUCAGUUUCAGCAUCAGUCCUUCCAAUGAAUAUUCACGGUUGAUUUCCUUUAGGAUUGACUGGUUUGAUCUCCUUGCUGUCCAAGAUACUCUCAAGGGUCUUCUCCAGCACAGUUUGAAUGGAUCAGUUCUCCAGCACUCAGCCUUCUUUAUGGUCCAACUCUCACAUCUGUACUUGGCUGCUGAAGAAACCAUUGCUUUGACUAGAUGAACCUUUGUCGGCAAAGUAAUGUCUCUACUUUUUAAUGUGCUGUCAAGGUUUAUCAUAGCUUUUCUUCCAAGAAGGAAGCAUUUUAUUUCAUGGCUACAGUGGCUGUCCACAGUGAUUUUGGAGCCCAAAAAAAUAAAAUUUGUCACUGUUUCCACUUUUUCCCCAUCUGUUUGCCUGAAAUGAUGGGACCAGAUGCCAUGAUAUUAGUUUUUUGAAUGUUGGAUUUUAAGCCAUCUUUUUACUCUCCUCUUUCACCCUCAUCAAGAGGCUCUUUAGUUCCUCUUCACUUUCUGCCAUUAGGGUAGUGUCAUCUGCAUAUCUGAGGUUGUUGAUAUUUCUCCUGGCAAUCUUGAUUACAACUUGAACUUCACCCAGCCCAGCAUUUCUCAUGAUAUACUCUGUAUAAAUUAAAUAAGCAGGGUGAAUAUAUAUAGCCUUGACGUACUCAUUUCCCAACUUUGAACCAGUCUGUUGUCCCAUGUCCAGUUCUAACUGUUGCUUCUUGUCCUGCAUACAGACUUCUCAGGAGACAGAAGGGAAGAAUGUACACCAUGGGGCAGCAAGGUGUGAGGGGGCAGUGAAGGAGGCACCUCAGGAAGGAGAAAAGAACCUACUAUGGACUUCUGGCUUUGGGGAGGGCAGAAGAGCAAAGAUAAAAGCUGAAAUGGCUCAAGAAGCAGAAGUCACUCAUACUAGCUGCCAGAGAGGAGUGUUUGGUAUUUCAUGGAUUACAUGGAGAUUUUGAAGUGGGUGUUCUGUGAGAUUGUUUACUUCCAAGAGGAGAGCAGCAUGGCUCUGCUAAAAAAGUCUGAGCAAACCACAACCACUGUUUAUGUCUGGGCCUUCAUUGCUCAAUCUCAGCAGCAGUAAUGAAGGAUGAAGAUCAACCUGGAGCAGAUUGGACCAGGUUCCAGAAAGCACAGACCUAAUAGCAAAAUCAUCCCAAGAGGGUAUCCUAUGCAGAGGAAGGUUUGGGGAAAGGCCCUAAGACGAUGCUCCUACAGAACCCACGUUCUUAAUCAACGUUAAUAAAACCUAUUUGGCACUAUUCAACGGCCAGCAGCAGACGCAGAAAGUGUCCCGCCUCUAAGGAGUUCUCAGUCGCUACACACUGUCGGGUACUGACUGGACUCCCAGCGUUCGGGCGAGUUCUUGGAGAGGGCCGAUCUCCACCAAAACCAAGCUGGGAAAAGGGACGAAGCCACAAAAGGUUUUGCUUAGCCCUGGAGGAGUGGAGCGUUGGGAUCCUCUAGCUCGGGACUUCGGGCGGGCUUCUGGGAGCUGCUUUAGGCGCAGGAAAAUCCCGGCACCAAGUUGUCUCCCCCGAAAGCGCUCAGAAGUCGUGUCCGCGCCCUAGCCACACGGAUCCCAGAAAGCCUUCACCGCGUAGAGGAUACGGGUACCCCAACCCUGGUGCCCAGCUGGUGGUAGUCCAGGUGACGGGCGACAGAGAUAAUCUGGGCUGCUCCUAUCUCUGGCAGGACUAGACCGGGCGUGGAGAAAGGCAAGAUUUGGCCGCCGCGGGAGGGCAGGAACUUGUGCUUUGGCGUGGUCCUGCGCGCUCGGAGCGCGCUGCUGCACUAUCGUCCUACUAGCUUCCCUUUCCUGGGGCCUGGCUGGCUCUGGCAAAUUGAGGUGUGGGUGGCUCCCGGAGCCGAGGCUAGCGCGGCAGUAGCUCCAGACCCCCUCCCUCAUCCCCCGCCAACGGGGGCGGGAAGCUGUGGGGUGGGAGUAGCGGAGCGUGAUUGCCUGAGGCCCCUCCUGCCGUGCGAGGGAGAGCCAUAAAAACCCUGUUGCAACCUGCUCCGGACACCCCCUUCCGCCGGCUGUCACCCCUGGAAGAGACGCGCCAGACUACUGAGCCCUAGCCGCCGAGCCACGCCCGCCGCCCAGCCAGCCAGCCCGCCACCAUGCUGGGUAGCAAGCGACUGGGGUUGUCCGGACUGACCCUCGCCCUGUCCCUGCUCGUGUGCCUGGGCGCGCUGGCCGAGGCGUACCCCUCCAAGCCUGACAACCCCGGAGAGGACGCUCCGGCGGAGGACUUGGCCAGAUACUACUCAGCGCUGCGACACUACAUCAAUCUCAUCACCAGGCAGAGAUACGGGAAACGUUCUAGCCCCGAGACCCUGAUUUCAGACCUCUUGAUGAGAGAAAGCACGGGAAACGUACCCAGAACUAGGCUGGAAGACCCUUCUAUGUGGUGAUGGGAAAUGAAACUCGCUCUCCAGUCUCUGUCUCUUUUUCAACCCCCGUUUCAUCCUGUAAAACUAGAGUCUGCCUGUCCUCCCAAUGCAUGCAGCCCCGUGC
This is a messenger RNA of Dama dama (fallow deer), 3227 nucleotides long. It is a transcript of the gene NPY, whose product is annotated as neuropeptide Y. Bases 2831 to 3124 code for a protein of 97 amino acids. Gene Ontology annotation, biological process: feeding behavior; neuropeptide signaling pathway. The record is from RefSeq and is a predicted model, not a curated record. Lineage: Eukaryota; Metazoa; Chordata; Mammalia; Artiodactyla; Cervidae. Gene Ontology annotation, molecular function: neuropeptide hormone activity; neuropeptide Y receptor binding. The transcript is spliced from 13 exons. Gene Ontology annotation, cellular component: extracellular region.